This is a messenger RNA of Trypanosoma theileri, 441 nucleotides long. RefSeq lists its product as uncharacterized. The record is from RefSeq and is a predicted model, not a curated record. The transcript has a single exon. Bases 1 to 441 code for a protein of 146 amino acids. NCBI's taxonomy places the organism in Eukaryota, Euglenozoa, Kinetoplastea, Trypanosomatida, Trypanosomatidae.
AUGCGCACAACUCUUCUAUUGUUAACCUUGCUACUGAUACUCUCCUGCAUCUGUACAUGUACAGCAGCAGAGAGGAUGCCACUGCCGGUGCCACGUGUGGGUGGAUACGCUACAGAGGCACAGGGACAAGGGAAGAGAGAAGGCAGCGAACAGUGGAAUAACGGUAAAUUCACUACCACCACACCAUCCCUCAGUAUGAGUGAGUCCAUGAGUGCCUCCGCCACUCUUCCUCUCUCUGACACCACUACUGUUGCCCCAUCAACACCAGCUGAUCAACAGACUACAGAAACAGGAGAUGGACAGGCCGCCACUCCUGAGGAGUCGAGUACGUCGAGCACCGCAGCACCGAAGAAGAAGAAGAAGGACGGCGGCCGCGGCCCUGAGUGGCUGCACAGCCCGCUGGUGCUGCUCGCCGCCCUCACCGCCGCAGUGCUGUGCUGA